This is a messenger RNA of Pomacea canaliculata, 5048 nucleotides long. RefSeq names its product histone deacetylase 6-like. Gene Ontology annotation, biological process: chromatin organization. The record is from RefSeq and is a predicted model, not a curated record. Gene Ontology annotation, molecular function: histone deacetylase activity. Gene Ontology annotation, cellular component: histone deacetylase complex. NCBI's taxonomy places the organism in Eukaryota, Metazoa, Mollusca, Gastropoda, Architaenioglossa, Ampullariidae.
GCUCAUCACAACAAACGAUUGACAUUCAAAGUGGAGUGCAAGUGCAGGAAGGGGGAAGUAAACCCUGGCGAUGCUUGCAACUCAUUCAGUCGAAAACUCGAAAGUUGUGUUUGACAAGAACGUGUAGCAGGUUCUGGCGAUGUGUGUAAAAAUAUGUAAUUUGCUCGUAGUUAAUAAACAUUCCAGAAUGCUGCUUAGAAGUAAAACGAGGACUUUUGCUGUCGAUUCAGAGCAAAAGUCAGUUGACCACAGGACACAGACAGCGACUAGACGGACCAGGGCAACUGGGAGACGGCGAUUGACAAGAAAAAAGGUAACUAAAGGCCAUGGAGAGCACAAUGGAGGUCAGGAGCAGAAGGAUGUGGAUGGUGGUAUUCCUGAAUUUCACCAAGCAGCUCAUGAAACUGAUGGCACAAACAGUGACACUGAAGCAGAGCUCCUCAGAAACAUGGCCAGCAUGAAAGUUUCUGAGGAGGGACCUUCGCAGUUUCUUGGAACUGGCUUCAUCUAUGAUGAACUAAUGACUAAACACAAAUGUGAGUGGGAUGAAAACUACCAGGAGUGCCCAGAACGACUUCUUCAGCCAUUUGCAAGAUGUGAAGAACUAGGUUUGGUUGAACGGUGUGUUAGAAUUCCAAUAACGUAUGCAACUGAAGACCAGAUUCUUUGGCAACAUUCUAGCAGUGCUUUGGAGAUCAUGAAAACAACACCUACAAUGACACCAAAAGAGCGAGAAGACCUUGCUAAGAACUAUGACGCUUGGUUCAGCUCCAGUGCAACAUUUGAGUGCAGCAUGGCAGCCGCAGGCAGCAGCAUUGACCUUGUGGAUCACAUCCUGAAAAAGAAGGUAACAAAUGGAUUUGCAAUGAUCAGGCCACCAGGUCAUCAUGCAAUGCAUGAUGAAUACUGCGGGUAUUGCACAUUCAACAAUGUGGCUAUUGCUGCAACACAUGCCUUGAAUUCUGGAAUUGAAAGAAUCCUGAUUGUUGAUUGGGAUGUACACCAUGGACAAGCAACACAGUAUAUGUUUUAUGAUGAUCCAAGAGUUAUCUACUUUUCCAUCCACCGCUCUGAGUAUGGAACCUUUUGGCCAUAUCUACGUGAAUGUGAUUAUGACUUCAUUGGAGAAGGCCCCGGGAAGGGUUACAACAUCAAUGUACCACUGAAUAAGAUUGAAAUGGGGGACGCAGACUAUGUUGCCAUCUUCCAGAACCUGUUGUUGCCCAUUGCCUAUGAGUUUUCUCCCCAACUUGUCAUCAUUUCUUCUGGAUAUGAUGCAGCCAUUGGAUGUCCAGAGGGGCAUAUGUUGGUGACACCUGCUGCUUAUGCACACUUUAUCCACAUGCUGUCUGCUCUGUGCGAGGGCCGUGUCUGCACUGUACUCGAGGGUGGUUAUUGCAUUCAGUCACUUGCUGAGGGCUGUGCCUUGACAGUGCGGAGUCUUCUAGGGGAUCCGUGUCCUUUGUUACCUCCUCUGGGAGAGCCCAGCGACAGUAUCAUCACCACCAUACUCAAUGUCAUCAAAGUCCUGAGGCCAUACUGGAAAUGCCUUCAAGCAUCUCAGUUGCUUGGACCAGGAGAGCUGUGUCCUUUUGAGGAAGUAAACUCUAAUCCUCCCAGAGAAGGAGUAAAGUUUUACACACCAGAAACUCGACCUAAAGAAUAUCCAAUUACUGGAUUCUAUCACGUGCAGACCCCAGAAGUCUUCGAAGGAUUUAAGCAGAAAAUAAAUCAUCUCAUUAGAGAGACAUCUCUUGCCAAAGCUCCUCACAAAGUGUGUUUCAUCUUUGAUGCUGACAUGAGAAAGCACUCAAAUACUGUUGACAGCACCCAUCCAGAGCAGCCCAACCGAAUUUCCAGUAUUUUUGAUAAGCAUAAUGAAUGGGGCCUGCUGAAACGGUGCUUACAGUUGGAGUCUCGCCUGGCAACUGAUGAAGAAAUUCUAGCUGUACACAGCAAGGAGUACCUGGAGGACAUAGUAGCUACUGAGUCCAUGGAGGACGAAGAGUUGUCUUCCAGGCCAUUAGAUAAGAAUUACAACUCCAUCUACAUCUCCCAGGAUACCAGCAAAUGUGCUCGGCUGGCUGUAGGCAGUGCACUGCAAGUGGUGGAAUGUGUCCUGUCUGGUCAGGCACAGAGCGGUGUUGCAGUUGUGAGGCCACCAGGACAUCAUGCUGAGCAUGACAAGGCUAUGGGCUUCUGUUUCUUUAACAAUGUUGCCAUUGCUGCUGUAUAUGCAAAGAAGAAAUUUGGACUCAACAGAAUUCUUAUUGUUGACUGGGACGUUCACCAUGGAAACGGCACUCAGAACUCCUUUUAUGAUGACAGAAGUGUACUUUACCUGUCACUGCAUCGUUACGAGAAUGCACGUUAUUUCCCAGACAAAGAGGAUGCGGACUACUUAUUUGUUGGAGGGAAGAAUGCAGAAGGCUACAAUGUCAACAUUCCUUGGAGUCAGGAGAGAAUGGGCAAUGGUGAUUACAUGGCUGCAUUCCAGCGGAUUGUGAUGCCCAUAGCCUACCAGUUUGCACCUGAGCUUAUUCUUGUGUCUGCUGGGUUUGAUGCUGCACAUGGAGACCCGCUGGGUGGGUACCAUGUCAUGCCUGAGUGCUAUGGACAGAUGACCCAUAUGCUGAAAGGACUGGCCAAUGGCAGGAUCAUUCUUGUUUUAGAGGGUGGCUACAAUCUUGAAGCUACAGCUGAAUCCAUGGCAACAUGCACAUCUGUGUUGCUAGGAGAUCCGUGUCCACCAUUAGAAUUUGAGGAACCCAGCAGCAGUGCCUUAAAGACCAUACAGCAAGUGGUGGAGACACACAAAAAAAUACUGGACAGCCUUGAAGGCAGCAGUGAAGAUUCCGGACGUGCCGCCAUCUUCUGUCCCCUUCGGAGACAACUGCCAGCCAGGAAGUGUCGCCACCUACAGCCCCGCAAUGCUACAUUCAGUGAAACAAAGACUUUGCUGCUUUGACAAGGUUUUUAUUUAUUUUUUGUCAGACCACAAACCAAGUAGAACACGCAUUUAUACAUUUCACACUUGUAGUCGGUAUCACAGACAAUCAUGAAAGUUCACAAGGACUACUUCGUGACAAUGUCGGUGCCUUCCGCUUCGGGGACUAGAGACAAGCUCUUGGACAGUUUCCGAUGGCGCUUGAGUUCUGGAAUAACUAGAUGUUUAUCAGUUGUAACUACAGCCGAUGGUACUCAUGGGGUUGAUGGGGGAGCACUUGCACUUACAAUGGUGGAGGCUUGUUGAGAGCAGACUGACCUGUGCUCACGUGACCAAUGGCUGCUGCUGCAUCUCGACAUCACAGCUCCGGUCUCUAGUGCGUGUACCAGGCGGAAGAGAAUUGUCAAUCAGCAUCCCUCAUUGCUGGUUUCCCCAAAAUAUGACAAUCCAUCCACCGUAUGUAAAUGUUGCAGCUGAACAGCUUAUCCUACGUUUUCAGAAGAUUCCCUUCCUCUAUGAAAUAAGUAAAUCAGUCCUUCCCGCCAUUUUUCUUGGUCACUUGUGUGUGACAGCGGGGUGUAACUGGUCUGACUGCUACAUAUCUACAUACUCUGGAUGCUGCUGCAGUUUGGAUGGUGACCUGAGACCAAGACUUGCACAGAAUGGUGUCCAUUCGAUCGUCAUCACAAGACUUCGGUCAUCUGAGGCAUCAUUCACCACCUCACAGAAAGCACUGCUGUACUCACCCCAUAUACUACAUCUUGCAACAACCUGUAUAGCUUCUACCUCGGCUAUAGACGCUAACAUUAUUCAAAGCAACCGGUGGCAAAACCACAGAACAAGAAGCCUAAUCAGCCACAUUCAAAACUGUUGUAAUCCAGAAUCACAUCAACACCUGCAGCUCAGGUGGCUUGAGACCAGGUAGGAGCGCAGUUGAACAGAUCUUUAGCUUUCACAUUCUGAGAGAAAGAAAACCCAUGAACAUCAAGAGCAACAGCGGGGUCUCUUUCACCACUUCAGUUUCUUCAUUUGACAGUCUGGCACCGAGGGCUGUGCUUGUAGUGCCAAGACAUAUCAUCAAAGAUGGCGUCUUUCAAGUCCUAAAGGCUUGAUAAGCAUGGUACUACUGGAGAACCUAAUAGAAGCUUUCCUUCACAAACGGUGGACAUCUGUCUAUCACUAUCGUCUUCCCCAGGGCUGCACUGUUCAACAUCAUUGCGAGAAACCCUUCGCAACCAUCAAACCUCCAUUUUUCAUCGGCAGAAAGCACCGCAGACUUUGCAGGCGGCACCAAACCAGCGAACUGCAAGACCUUCACCGACAGAGUGACAAACAGUCUGACCGCACGUGGAAUGGAGACAGCACCGAGGAAAGCAAAGUCACGGUUAACAACAAUGAUAAAGGAGAGAUCUUCACGAACAGAGUACAGGUGGAGGAGGUGAACAGCUUUAAGGACACAGAAGCCACCAUUCCCAAAGAUGACAGCUCCGUGGCAGAGGUCCCCAUCAGGAUCGGGACAGCGACAUCAGGAGCAUCCAGCCUGCAUUGGUACAGCAGUAGCAGCAGCUUUGCUAGCAAAUACAGACUGAGCCAGUCCCUUGUAUAGGACGGGAGACUCUCGACUUGGAAACCAUGUGCCCUAGGAGGCUGCCCGGACCUCGUACAGGGACUUUCACAGAGUAUGAGCUGAGUUAUGUCAACCACUGUGUCCGUCCACCCACCCCACCCAAUGCCUGGACGACCAGAGCCGUUGGACCAACAUGACCGCUAAUUAAAUGCCAGCAAUCAUGGAAUGAAUGAGCAGAGAGCGGGCUGACAUCUGAUGAUUGAUGACAUUGGACCAAGACAAGCACUUUCUGGCAACGUGUGUCUGGACACAGCAACAAUAUUCCUCUGGUGACCGUUGGCACCUCGUGAUGGUAACUUGUCGGCCUUCUAUUCCCCAUUCCAGUUUUAUUUUCUUUUACUUGCGGGGGGAGCGGGAGGGGGAAGGUAUCUGCGUACCUUGUGAAAAGCGAACUUGCCGUUGAUAGCCACGCUGACUGGUGAAGACAUGUGAUGUUUCUUACAAUGAUGUAAUAAAAACCGUUACACGCACAAA